This is a messenger RNA of Candidozyma auris, 1155 nucleotides long. RefSeq lists its product as uncharacterized. The transcript has a single exon. The coding region runs from base 1 to 1155 and encodes 384 amino acids. The record is from RefSeq and is a predicted model, not a curated record. NCBI's taxonomy places the organism in Eukaryota, Fungi, Ascomycota, Pichiomycetes, Serinales, Metschnikowiaceae.
AUGCUUCCGAAGGCUGGCUUGAAAUUGGCCCUAGGGGUGCCGCUAGCGCGAGCCUCUCAAGCUCAAAUCGCCAGGAUUCCCCUCCAAAGCCUCUUGUGCCGUUGCUAUUCAAAUUUGCCCCAGGACUUCAACCCAAAAAAGAACCUCCCAUCGCAAGGUGAAUGGAAACACUUGAAGCAGCAUAUUCCUGGAGAAGCCGAACAGACAAACGAACUCAAGGAUAGAAUUCCGAAGUUCCCUUUGGGCAAAGAGAAUGUGCCCACGCUUUUGCCCCGUCCAGGCGUUCCUAGAGUCGGGCCCAAUAUGACUUUCAGACAGGUGAUCACCAUUCUCAAGAACAAGACGAAGCCAGAGCUAAUAUACGAAUCGGAACCGCACAGACUCUACUUUUUGGCGUGUUUCUGCUGUGCCAUAGUGUUUACGGUGUAUGGCUGUGUUUUGCUUGAAUACGCUUGGUUCCAGGCUAACAAGGACUACGAAGAAAAUGAGAAGGAGUUGGCGGAGGUUGAAAGAAAAAGAGAGUGGGUGAUUUCUCUUGGAAAAUACGGUAUAAUGGGCGCCACGAUGCUCUUUAUGGCGUAUCAGGUGGUCACAUUUCCAACCAGGCUCAUUAGAAGAAUGUGGUACUUGCCUGGCCCAGUGGAGCAUGUCAAGUUCACGUCGUACCCCUUGCUUCCAGGAAGGCCCUCUCCUGCUUACACCAUUCCCUUGAGAGACUUGUCAAGAAAACACCAUGCUAGGAUUUGGACUGGUAAGGGUUUCUACGGUACUGCCGACAGCUCGUUAUUCUUUUUUGUCUUGAAGGAGGAAACGACAAAGAAAUCGUGGAUUGUCGAUAGAAAAGGCUUCUUCUGGUCGGAUGGGCGUGUGUUUGACUUCCUUUUCGGUAAAGAAACUUUGGCUGAGGCUGAAGCAGGUGUACCCUACGAUGAGCAGAUCGGCAUCAUCAACAGAGAAGUCAAGAAGAAGAAGAAGCAGUUGAGAGAGGAACAUGGUCCCUUUUGGCAAUUCAAGUUGGGCGCCAAAGAGUUCAAGAAUGAUUUGGGAAAGGCCACCGAUUACGUUAAAGGUGUGAGCGGGAAGAGUGGCACCAAGGCAUUGCCUAAGGACAAGAAAGAGGCGAAGAACCUGAGAUUCAGGGCCAAAAACAAAUAG